AUGCCUACACAACCCCCACUACCACCCCUCCUCACACCUUAUGUAUCAUCUCUCCCGCAAUCCUCCCUCACCCUCCUCUCCUCAGUCCUCGGCGCAACAGGGAAUUGGCUCGUCCUAAGGUACCUCUAUGCCGCGCUCAGCGUAUCCUCCACAAACACCAUAUUUGGCGCAGACGGAAUCGAUAAUGGGAAGAAGCGCAAGGUCGUGCUCGUGAGUUUCUUGCGGAGUUGGGAGUUCUGGAGGUCCGAAGCGAAGAGAUUGGGUCUGGAUUUUACGCGACUGACAGACAGAGGCCAAUUCGCGUUUGUGGAUGGAUUAUCGGAACUUUUUCACACCCCGCAGGCGCAAACCGCGACUCCGGUAGCGCCAUCAGCGCCAGCAAGCCGUUCUAUUCUUCCUCGGACGGCACUACCCGUUCGUGGACCGCCUGCACCUGCGCCUACUCCUGUAGCUUCGGGUGGUGGUCUGAAUAGAGCCACGACGGAAGCCGUACCUGGACCCGCGAAGCGACUGCACCUGACAGGCUACGGGACCGCAGCACUCGACGCAUUGGAGAAGGAUAUAUUGGAUGUGGUCAAUCAACUAAAGACUACGGCAGCAAGGGACGAUGGAGGGGAAGCAGAGGUAUUGCUGAUCGUCGACCAACCUGACUUGCUACUCGCUGCUACAGGCCCGAGCAAAGGGGUAGGAGCUACGGAAAUGGGCGAGUGGGUCAUGGGACUACAACAGCAUUCGCACGCGACGAUCGUGGCUGUUUCUGCCGAUUCGCCGCUGAUACAUAAUGCAUCCGAAUUCACCCAUCACCCAGCAACUCCGCUGGAGAAGGAGCAUGCUGCGUUCGCUGUAGGAUUGGCGCAUAGGGCUCAGAUGGUCGUGCAGCUUCGGAAUUUGGAAACGGGUGCCGCUCGGGAUGUCAGUGGUGUACUAAGGGCAAGCAAAGGUGGCGCCUGGAGUGACGACGGCAGCACCGACGCUGAGGCCAAGUGGGAGGAGAAGGAAGUGUUGUACUUUGUCCAGCGGGACGGGAGUGUAAAUGUCUUCGGAAGGGGUGAAUAG
Molecule: messenger RNA, 1056 nt
Organism: Aspergillus ruber CBS 135680
Lineage: Eukaryota; Fungi; Ascomycota; Eurotiomycetes; Eurotiales; Aspergillaceae
Exons: 3
Coding region: 1-1056 (351 amino acids)
Biological process (GO): tRNA wobble uridine modification
Cellular component (GO): elongator holoenzyme complex
Source: RefSeq, a predicted model, not a curated record